Messenger RNA from Helobdella robusta, 1419 nucleotides. RefSeq lists its product as hypothetical. The record is from RefSeq and is a predicted model, not a curated record. The transcript has 4 exons. Bases 1 to 1419 code for a protein of 472 amino acids. Lineage: Eukaryota; Metazoa; Annelida; Clitellata; Rhynchobdellida; Glossiphoniidae.
AUGGAGAUGCCAGAAAAUUAUUUAAAAAGCACUAAGCAGUGGUUAUACAUCGCAUUUUGUUGCAUUGGAGGCAAACUUAUAACACGUAAUAUCAUGUAUACAAGUGAAAGCACAAUUUCUCUGCUUAAUCAUGUCCUUGAGAAUCUUUGCCUUCGAAGUAGCGAACAUUUCAAUGUAGUUCACAAGUUCUACCACCAGAUCAACAAAGACCAUGAUCACAACAACAUUGAUCAUAACAACAAUAACAACAAAAAUAACAUCAACGACAUUAACCACAAUUACAAUAGCAGAAUAAAUAUUAAUAGCAAUCACAUCAAUGACAUUAGCAAUGACAUCAACAGCUACAACAACAUUAACAAUUUUAUCAACAAUGGCAAUAAAAACAACGUCAACAACAACGCCAACAUCCGCAACAGUUUUAUCAGCAACAACAUAAACAACGAAGUUGACAACAACAUCAACUACAACAAUAUCAACUACAACAAGUUCAGCAACAACAACAUCAACUACAACAACUACAACAACCUCAACAACAACAUCAAUUAUAACAACAACUACCUCAACUACAACAACAUCAACAACAACAAUCUCAACAACCACAACAACGUCAACAACAACGACCACAACAACCACAACCACAACAACCACAUGACGUCAAACGCGAGUGUGGUUACGGCGAACGUCGGUGACGUGGUAGAGUUGAAGUGUGCGCCUCACCAGUCAGUUCUGCAUGUUCCCAUGAAUGAUGGUGUCCGUGGUGGCGGUGAUGAUGAUGGUACCGCUGCUGCUGAUGAUAGUGAUGACGAAAACGAUGAUGAUGAUGAUGAUGAUGAUGAUGUUGAUGAUGAUGAAAAGUCUAACGACAAUGAUGAAAACGCCGACGAUGAAGAUGACGAUGACGAUGACGACGACAUGAACAACAGCCACACACAAAUAUGGAGCAACAUUUACAAUCACUACAACUCCCAGUCAUAUCCCAAUAAAAAUAUUAAGGACUUCGAGACAUUCAAAAAAAUUUUCUAUAACCAAACCACCGACCACACAAAGAGCAACAACAGCAGCCACACAAACAUCAACCACAGCGACAUCACCAACAUUAACGACGACCAACACCUGGACGACAAUCUCCAGUUCAUCAUCAAAUGGAAGAAAUCUUCAAUAGAAGCGCCCAUCGUCACCUACAUGCCUCCCAUGCCAGCACGCAUCGAUCUCACUUAUUCCAUCAAACUGGACAUCGUCAACGUCAGCGGAAUAAGACAAAUUUUGAUGAAGAUACAUUGUAGGAACUUCCAUCCAAGCAUCAUAACGAACGACCAACUCUCAGAAGACUUCUUCAAGAUUAUUGACGUAAUGAAGAGACUGAGGUUCAGCUGUUUUGAGAAAAUGUUGAGAUUUGUUCUUCUGUUGCACGAUUGUUAG